AUGACGGGCGCCACCACUCUGACAGAGGCUGCCCCACAGUACCCCGCCACGACAGUCCGCCCCACAAUACUCCACCACAAGCCGCUCCACUGUACCCCGCCCACUGUACCCCGCCACAAGCCGCCCCACUGUACCCUGCGGCACGGCAGUCCGCCCCACUGUACCCCGCCACGACAGUCCGCCCCACAAUACACCACAAGCCGUCCCACUGUACCCCGCCACAAGCUGCCCCACUGUACCCCGCCACAAGCCGCCCCACUGUACCCCGCCACGACAGUCCGCCCCACAAUACUCCACCACAAGCCGCCCUACUGUACCCUGCCACAAGCCGCCACACUAGCCACAAGCUGCCCCACUGUACCCCGCCAGCCGCCCCACUGUACCCCGCCACGGCAGUCCGCCCCACUUUACCCGCCACAAGCCGCCCCCUGCCCAGUCCGCCCCAGCCGCCCCACUGUACCCCGCCACGGCAGGCCGCCCCACAAUACCCCGCCACAAGCCGCCCCACUGUACCCCGCCACAAGCCGUCCCACUGUACCCUGCUACGGCAGUCCGCCCCACUGUACCCCCGCCACGACAGUCCGCCCCACAAUACACCACAAGCCGCCCCACUGUACCCCGCCACAAGCUGCUCCACUGUACCCCGCCACAAGCUGCCCCACUGUACCCCGCCACGACAGUCCGCCCCACAAUGCUCCACAACCACAAGCCGCCCCACUGUGCCCCGCCCCACAAGCCGCCCCACUGCCAGUCCGCCCCACUUUACCCCGCCACAAGCCGCCCCACUGUACCCCCACGGCAGUCCGCCCCACUUUAUCCCGCCGCAAGCCGCCCCACUGUACCCGCCACGGCAGACCGCCCCACAAUACCCGCCACAAGCCGCCCCACUGUACCCCGCCACGGCAGUCCGCCCCACUGCCCCGCCACGUACGCCCCACUGUAUCCCGCCACGGCAGUCCGCCCCACAAUACCCCGCCACAAGCCGCCCCACUGUACCCCGCCACAAAAGGCCGCCCCACUGUAUCCCGCCACAAGCCGCCCCACUGUACCCCGCUACAAAAGGCCGGCCUGUAG
Messenger RNA from Homarus americanus (American lobster), 1074 nucleotides. RefSeq names its product extensin-like. The transcript has a single exon. Bases 1 to 1074 code for a protein of 357 amino acids. The record is from RefSeq and is a predicted model, not a curated record. Lineage: Eukaryota; Metazoa; Arthropoda; Malacostraca; Decapoda; Nephropidae.